Phanerochaete carnosa HHB-10118-sp is the source of this 992-nucleotide messenger RNA. RefSeq lists its product as uncharacterized. Bases 41 to 799 code for a protein of 252 amino acids. The record is from RefSeq and is a predicted model, not a curated record. Gene Ontology annotation, cellular component: proteasome core complex. The transcript is spliced from 6 exons. Lineage: Eukaryota; Fungi; Basidiomycota; Agaricomycetes; Polyporales; Phanerochaetaceae.
UUCAACGCUGCCUCCGCUACUCCAUUCGCUGUCUGAAACGAUGCCCGACGGUUCAUUUUCACACCCCCAGGAACGGCAAUUCAACCCCUACACUGAAAAUGGCGGCACCAUCCUGGCCAUCGCUGGUGCGGACUUCUCUGUCGUUGCCGGUGAUACGAGGCAGAGCGAAGGCUACAGCAUCCAGACACGUUAUGCGCCAAAGGUUCACAAACUAACGGACCGCGCCGUCCUCGCCGUCAAUGGCUUCGCGGCCGACGGUAACAUGUUUGUAAAGAAAGUGAAACAGCGUCUCGAGUGGUACCGCCAUGCGCAUGCGAAAGACAUGCCGCUCCGUGCCAUCGCACGACUGAUUCAGACAAUGCUCUACGGGCAGCGUUUCUUCCCAUACUACGUCUACAACAUCCUCGGAGGCAUUGAAGAGGACGGCACCGGCGCGAUUUACUCUUUUGACCCUGUUGGAUCAUAUGAACGCGAGACAUGCCGCGCUGCGGGUGCGGCUAUGGCCUUGGUGCAACCAUUCCUGGACAAUCAGAUAUACUUCAAGAAUCAGCAAGCUCCAGCAGACUCACCACAUCCUGUACAUCUACCGCUACAGGAUGUGCUUUCUAUCGUCAUCGAUUCGUUUACCAGCGCAACCGAGCGCCACAUUGAGGUCGGCGACGGCCUUGAGAUCUACGUGAUCCUUGCGAAGGGCCGGUCGGCUCAGGGUCUUGAAAGCAUCCGCAACGUACAGGAGAUGAGUACAAAUCCCGAGGGCGAUCGGGUGUUUGUCAUACGUCGCGAGUUGAAGAAGGAUUGAAAUCAUUGUAUUAUACUACUUAUUCUGGACGUCGUCAAUCGGCAUGGACGGACAGACUCAUCCUGUAACUAUCUUGUAUCUCCAUCCAUUCCCUACUCUAUCUUGUCGUUAGAAGACAGGCGUAGUACAUUUUCCCCGCUGUCUUGCGUUGCGCGCCGCGGCGGGUAAUAAAAGUCUACUACGCGCUUUGCUG